AUGAAUACAAUUGAUCGAAGAGAAAGUGGAGUGUUCUUUGUUGAUGGACCAGGAGGAUCAGGCAAAACAUUUCUUUACAGAGCUAUAAUUGCAGAAUUGAGAAAUAAGGGUCAUAUUGUCUUGGUAACUGCAUCAUCAGGAAUAGCCGCAGCAUUAUUGCCUGGGGGUCGAACAACUCAUUCUAGGUUUAAGAUCCCAAUUAAUGCAGAACCAUCAUCCAUUUGUAACAUAAGCAAACAAUCAGAUCUUGCAAAGCUGAUUAGACAAACAACGGCAAUCAUCUGGGAUGAAGCACCAAUGGCAAAUAAAGAAUCAGUGCAAUCAUUAUACCGCACUCUGAGAGACAUAUUAACAAACGAUAUGCCAUUUGGAGGAAAAGUGAUGGUGAUGGGAGGAGAUUUCCGCCAAGUACUGCCUGUCGUAUCGAAAGGUAGUAAGUCACAAAUGAUUUCAGCUUCUAUAGUUAAGUCUCAUUUAUGGGCUUCCACUAAAAUUCUCUAUUUGCGACAAAAUAUGCGAUCUUCUAAUGAUCCUGUUUUUGCUGAGUAUCUUGUGCACAUUGGUGAUGGAAUUGAGCCCACCAUACAUAAAGACUUUGUACGGAUACAAACAAAUAUGGCAAUUUCAUGGGAGGGUGAAACAUCGUUACACAAGUUAAUAGAAGAAAUAUUUUCAAACUUACAAUCUCAUGGGUGGGACGCUUCUUACAUGGUAGAAAGGGCAAUAUUGACGCCAAAAAAUCAUGAUGUGCAACAGCUUAAUGAUAUAAUUAUCAACAAGUUUCUAGGACAAGAACGAAAUUUAGUCUCAUUUGAUGAGGUAGAAGGAGAUGUUAAUAAUUUAUAUCAACAAGAAUACCUUAACUCAGUUUCUACAGGCAGGUUGCCACCUCAUGUGUUGAAGGUAAAAAAAGGUGCACCUUUGAUGUUAUUGAGAAACAUAGACCCUAAGGCCGGCUUAUGCAAUGGUACAAGGUUACUAUGUCGUGGAACUUUUCAAAACAUGUUGGACGUAGAAAUUUUAACCAGCUAUCACUGUGGAAGAAGAGCUUUCUUGCCUCGGAUAAAACACAAAACAACAGAAAAUUCAGGACUGCCUUUUAUACUUAUCCGGAAGUAA
This is a messenger RNA of Arachis ipaensis, 1119 nucleotides long. NCBI's taxonomy places the organism in Eukaryota, Viridiplantae, Streptophyta, Magnoliopsida, Fabales, Fabaceae. The record is from RefSeq and is a predicted model, not a curated record.